AUGUCGUCUGUUCACUGUGUGGUGGUAUGGGAGUGGCAGUGCAAUGGACAGUGGCUACCACACUCGCCUGGAGUGGCACGCACUUUGGAGCGUGCACAUGCUAAGAAGUUGACACGGGUUGUACUAGCAGAUGCCGAUCCAGCAUUAAAGGGCCACUAUGUAAAUCUGUUGACGCUCACACAAUGUUCUGAUGGACCAGAGAGCGGCGGGUGCGGUGGUGCGGAGUGUGCAGUGCGGCGCGCCUGCUACAGCGUGCAGUCGCCGGGCGGGCGGGGGGCGCGCUGGGAGUGGGCGCGCGUCGCCGACUCGGCGCGCGCCGCCCGCCUCCGCUACGAGCCGUUGCCCAUGCAGAUCCAGUGCCGGCUGGAGGAGGCGUGGGCGCGCGGCGGCGAGGCGGUCCCCUUCGAGGGCUGGCUGGCGUCGCUGUCGCGCAUGACGGCGCGCGCGGUGGGCCCGCCCGCCGCGCCGCAGCUGCGCCUGCUUCGCCGCGCCGCGCAGCCGCCCUACCCGCUCGCGCCGCGCCCCCGCCCCGCCCACGCCCCCGCGCCCGCCCACCACCGCCCGCCCCCCGCGCCCUCGCUCCCCGCCCUGCCGCCCCCGCCCCCCCCCCCGCCCCAGCCCCCGCCGCUCGCCGUCAGCGGCGUGCGCAGCGUCUCCCCGCGCGACCGCAAACCGGGCCUGGCGCGACAGAUACUGCACAAUCUCAACAUAUUCAGCCACAGUAGCAGGGGCGCGGAGUUGACGGGGCCGCCGUCGGGCUCGGGGGCCGACGGAGAGCUGGAGGCGGAGGGGGAGGCGGAGGGGGAGGGCGAGGGCGAGGGGGAGGAGAGGGGGGGGCGCGACGAGUGCGCCAGCGCACGGUCCGCGCGGCGUCACAGCGUCGACACGGUGUCCACCUACCUCAGCCACGAGAGCAAGGAGAGCCUGCAGGCGGCCGUGGGCGAGCUGCUCAACUGCAGCACCGGCAGCGACGACGUGUUCGAGCCGCCGCAGCCGCCCCUCGCAGGAAUCGCCAUCCCGGAUAGCGGCUGCUUCACGGACUCAUCGCAGGAGGCGGAGCCCAGCGAGUGCGAGGGGUGCAGCGAGUGCGAGGAGUGCGGCCAGGGCGGCCAGGGCGGACAGGGCGGCCAGGGCGGCCAGGGCGGACAGGGCGGCCAGGGCGGCCAGGGCGGACAGGGCGCCUGGGCGUGGCCCCUCGACGCCCUCUGCCAGGAGGAGUUGGCGUACGCUGGCAUCGGCUUGGAGGGGUGCGGGUGCGGGUGCGGGUGGUGCGGUGCGGGGGGCGGGCAGGGGCCGGAGGGGGGGCCGGCGGGGGCGGAGGGCGAGCAGCCGCGCGGCAGCAUGGCGUGGCGGCUGCAGCAGGCCGCGCUGCCCACCCACCCACACGCCGCCUCCAUACUCGUCACGUACCGGUUCCAGUCGGGGCGGCAGGGCGCGCGCCACCCGUCGCCGGGCGCGCCCUACUAUGCGGUCGGCUUCCCGCGCCACUCGCUGCUGCCGGACACCGCGCUGGGGCGACAGGUGCUGUCGCUGCUGCGCGCCGCGUGGGAGCGGCGGCGGCUGUUCACGGUGGCCGCGUCGCGCACCACGGGCCGCGAGCACGUGGUGGCGUGGCGCGUACCGCCGCCGCCCGCCGCGCCCCACCACUACGCCGCGGGCGGCGAGCCCGACGCGCCCGACGCGCCCGACGCGGCGCUGCACGCGGCCGUGCGCCGCCUGGCGCGGCUGCUGCGCGACUGCCGCCCCCCGCCGCCCCCGCGCCCCCGCCCCGCCCAU
Molecule: messenger RNA, 1776 nt
Organism: Iphiclides podalirius (scarce swallowtail)
Lineage: Eukaryota; Metazoa; Arthropoda; Insecta; Lepidoptera; Papilionidae
Source: the annotation of a GenBank genome assembly